Molecule: messenger RNA, 8845 nt
Organism: Hemiscyllium ocellatum (epaulette shark)
Lineage: Eukaryota; Metazoa; Chordata; Chondrichthyes; Orectolobiformes; Hemiscylliidae
Product: proliferation marker protein Ki-67-like
Exons: 16
Coding region: 206-8482 (2758 amino acids)
Biological process (GO): regulation of mitotic nuclear division; regulation of chromosome segregation
Cellular component (GO): chromosome; nucleus
Molecular function (GO): protein binding
Source: RefSeq, a predicted model, not a curated record
CCGGAAUUCAAACGGUUUUUUUUGACUGAGAGGAAACGCGCGCGCGCUCGCGGUGGUUCGGGAAAGAAAGGUCGAAGUUUUUAAAAACGUUUUAAAGGAAGGGGAGCGCGCGCGGGCGGCGCAUGUGUUUACUGAGUCGGAGUGGUGAAUGGAGAAGGAGAUAGUGAUAUGAUCAACGUGUAAAGGUAAGAAAUUAUCUUAGAAAAUGCCACUCUAUGGUAAAAUCGUAGUCAUCAAGCGUACUGGAGCAGAUGGAUAUAAUUUUCCUUUGACGUCAUCUUCAUGCUUAUUUGGAAGGAAAACUGACUGUGAUAUCCGUAUCCAGUUGCCACAUGUUUCAAAAGAACAUUGUAAGCUUGAAGUAAAUGAAAAUAAUGAGGUAAUUUUAACUAAUUUGAGUGAAGUUAAUCGAACACAUUUAAAUGGCAAUGUUGUGCUUCACUCUGAACGUCUAAAGCAUCACGAUGUGUUCACAGUUAUUGAUCGUUCUUUCAGGUUUGAGUACCCUCUGGAUUCAGUGCACAACACUAGCCCAAGAAAAAGACGGAGUUCGUCAAGUCUGAGGAACGAAACUUUACAAGUUCUUCAUGUUCAACAGGAAGUGGAUGAUUGUUCACAAUCUUCUGGUAAUGAUCAUCGGUCUACAAGUGGAUGCAAAUCUGAUGAAAUCCUUGAAGCACCAACUAAAUCCACAAAGGCUACGCCAAAUGAAAAGGGUGAUUCAGCUCCAAAACCUGCACGGAAGAGAAGCUCCUCAAAGAUUCUUAACAAUGAACAACCUGCUGAUGAGGAACAUACAUCUCCUUUUUCCAAACUUUAUGAAAUGUUCAAGCACGAAGUCACAAAGCCAAUUCCGGUUAAACCAAACAAAGAAAACACUGACAUAUCUGUUAAAGAAAGCAUCACUGACUUGACAGAAGAAGCUAGUGUUGUGGAAAAGAAAUCUGAUGCCAUGGUUUCUCAGUUUGGCAAGAAUUCCCAAACAUCGCCAAGCACAAUUCGAGUGUCUGGGAGGAGAAGCAAAGUUAAGCUAGAAGAAGGAAAGAUGAAAAAAGACAACACAUGUGAAAAAGUUAACAAGUUGGAGUCUUUGUUAGUUGAGGAUGAUGCAUCUGCCAAACCAACUGACAUUAACAGUGCCAAGCAAAAUAAUAUUUCUGAAAAACUAAACAAGUUUACAGAUAAUCCCUCUUUUGGGGCAAAUGCUACACCACUUACAUCUUUUGAAGUAGGUGUUAAAGGGAAGGAUCAAAAUCACCUGCCUCCAAAACGUACACCAAACAUAAAACGAAAGAGUCAGAAUUUUACAACUUGCAACUCGAUAACAGUAGAUGAAGCUAUAAAGAAAAUUCAUGAGAAUCUUGACUUUUCAAUGGAAAAAGGAAUAGGUAUGAAAACUGUUGAAAUGGAGCACCUACCUGCUCAUGGAGACAAGGAAAGGGCUGAAACCCCCAAGAAACGUAGCAGAUCAUCAUUGCGUAACAACAAAACUGUACAACCUCCAGAGAUUCAGCUAGAUCAAGUUGAAUCCACAAAUGUCACUGAGCCUUCAGUUGCACAGGCAGUAGAUAUGAAACAGCCAGCUGCUCAUGGAGACAAGAAAAGGUCUGAAACCCCCAAAAAACGUGGCAGAUCAUCAUUGCAUAACCAAAAUGUACAACGUACAGAGAUUGAAACAGAUCAAGUUGAUUCCACAAAUGCCUCUGAGCCUACAGUUUCACAGGCAGUAAAUAUGAAACAGCCAUCGACUUAUGGAGACAAGGAAAAGGCUGAAACCCCCAAGAAACGUGGUAGAUCAUCAAUGCACAACAAUAAAACUAUACAACCUCCAGAGAUUCAGCCAGAUCAAGUUGUAUCCAUAAAUGUCUCUGAGCCUUCAGUUGCAAAGUCAAAAGAUAUUUCAAUAGAUCUGAAAGGGGCACCUGCUCAUGGAGACAAGGAGAAGGCUGAAACCCCCAACAAACGUGGCAGAUCGUCAUUGAAUGUCAAAGCUAUACAACCUCCAGAGAUUCAGCCAGAUCAAGUUGUAUCCAUAAAUGUCUCUGAGCCUUCAGUUGCAAAGUCAAAAGAUAUUUCAAUAGAUCUGAAAGGGGCACCUGCUCAUGGAGGCAAGGAGAAGGCUGAAACCCCCAACAAACGUGGCAGAUCGUCAUUGAGUGUCAAAGCUAUACAACCGUCAGAGAGUCAAGCAGAUCAAGUUGAAUCCAUAAAUGUCUCUAAGCUUUCAGUUGCAAAACCACCUGCUUCAACUAAACCGAAAAGACACACCACUCCCUCUUCACUCCGUGUGCGCAACAAUAGAAGGGAAGGUAACUGCCCAACUGAAGCAGAAUGCUUGGAUAAGACUUGUACAUCUAAUAGUCCACACAGGUUCUUAACUAGUGAACAAACUGAGAAGGUGGUAAGGGGGGAUCAUAAAAGUCCUAUGAAUACCACCACUGAACAACUGGGCCAGUUUUCAGCUGCAGAUGUUGGAUUCAAUCUGAAUUGUAGUAGCAAAGAAUCCUCUUCAUCUCCAGGUGCUAUCCUUCAUUCAUCUAAAAAACGUAGAAGUGCAAAUGAAGAAAAUGCUUAUGCACCAAUUUUUAAACGAAAGAGAGUUUCUUUUGGUGCAAACCUGAGUCCGGAGUUGUUUGACAAACGCAUGCCACCAAGCUCUCCCCUCCGAAAAGGAGGCACUCCAACCAGAGUGAGCACACCAUUUCGAAGUACUCCACAUACAGUAUUGAAACGUGCGUCCAUCAUAGGAAUACACAGUUGUACGAUUCAGGAAUUUAAUGAGCAAACUGAACAUGAUCAAAUAAGUCCCAGGCGGUCUCGCACCCCAUCAGAAGAUUCUUCCAGGCAAACCAAGAAAUCACCUGCCAAAAUUUCCUCGCCAGUCAAGGAGUCUGCGUUAACAACUGCUAAAAAGUCACCUGUAAAGGGAUCACCCUUAGUCAAGACACCAAUGUCAAGCAAGAUAGCUCCCUUGUCAACAACAAUACCCUCUUUGUCUUCCAGCAAGAAGUCAUCUGUUCCAAGAUCUCCUUCACAAAGCAAGUCUCCCUCAUCCAUUACCAAGAAGUCAUCUGAUGUUAAAGCAUUGCCAACUUCGUCACCCAGACAAUCGGUAGCCAAUAAAUUGCCAAGUUCAAUUGAUGAAAGAUCAUUUGAUUCUUCUCCACGUACACGUGGACGUUUCUCCAUCUCACAUGUUGUCACCCCCUCAUUAAACCGAUCAAAGUCUCCUUGCUUUACACCAACUUCCUCUGAUGUAGCCCUGUUCAGAAAAUCUCAGGAGAAAACAGGUUUAAUGUCAAGCUCUGGGAAAAGUUCUUCCAGAAAGAGCACCAGACGAAGUGGUUUGUUACUUGCAGCAGUACGUGCCAGAAGACAGACAGGAGCUUCUGCUGCCAAUUUAUUUGCGAAAAAAUCAUGGGCACAGAUAGUGAAGGAAGGAGUGGCAAAACCUCAGUUGCAGUGUGCAAGAAAGAAAUCUGCUGUGGUGCAAAAACGGACCAAGAAUACUGUCUCUUUGAAAGUGACUCCUGUUCAUUCAGUGAAAGGCCACUUUAGUACUGGUCAUGCUGCAUCCCCAGCAACCAUAGUCAUUGGAAAGUCACAGGUUACUACUAUUAAACCAACUGGACAGGUUCCGCGGGUCAUAAGAACUGUUUCACUGAGACGUAAAGACUAUGAAAUGGAUGAAAGUUUGUCCGGCAUGGCUGAAAUGUUUAGUACUCCAACAAAUGAAAAUGUGAGCACACAGCCAGUAUGCUUAACCUCAGAUAUUGUUGAUAAUUCUCAAACUGCUCUGGCCAACCCAAUAGCACAGAAAUCAUUCGAUGAGUCCAUUAUCAAAACACCUGAAGAAACUGGUGUAAUGACUGUCUCACCAUUAAGUACCCCUGGUCAAAGUAGUGGAAAAUACAGCAAUUCAGUUUCACGUUUACUGAGAUGCAGAGUUGAUUUCUCUUCUGGUAUAAAUGAUUGUUACAAAAACAUCACAAAAGUAAAAGGCAAACCUGUGGAAGAUAUGGUUGGUGUAAAAAGAAUCAUGAAAACUCCCAAAGUAAAAGGCAAGCCUGUGGAAGGUAUGGUUGGUGUAAAAAGAAUCAUGAAAACUCCCAAAGUAAAAGGCAAGCCUGUGGAAGAUAUGGUUGGUGUAAAAAGAAUCAUGAAAACUCCCAAAGUAAAAGGCAAGCCUGUGAAAGAUAUGGUUGGUGUAAAAAGAAUCAUGAAAACUCCCAAAGUAAAAGGCAAGCCUGUGGAAGGUAUGGUUGGUGUAAAGAGAAUCAUGAAAACUCCCAAAGUAAAAGGCAAGCCAGUGGAAGAUAUGGUUGGUGUAAAAAGAAUCAUGAAAACUCCCAAAGUCAAAGGCCAGCCAGUGGAAGAUAUGGUUGGUAUUAAAAGGAUCAUGAGGUCUCCCAGAGUCAAAAGCCAGCCAGUGGAAGAUAUGGUUGGUAUUAAAAGGAUCAUGAGGUCUCCCAGAGUCAAAAGCCAGCCAGUGGAAGACAUGGUUGGUAUUAAAAGGAUCAUGAGGUCUCCCAGAGUCAAAAGCCAGCCAGUGGAAGAUAUGGUUGGUAUUAAAAGGAUCAUGAAGACUCCCAGAGUCAAAGGCAAGCCAGUGGAAAAUUUUGCUGGGCUGCCUAAGCUUAUGACUGAAACUAAACAAAAAGCAGAAUCUCCUGGAGUAAACUAUGAUGGAAUAAAGAAUUUAUUUCAUACUGUGAAGGAGAUAGAAAGCUGCGACAAGACGAGUUUGGAUGAAAUGUUUUCAGCUGCUAUAAAAACUGAAGAGAGUCCAGAUUCCAAGCUGCAACCAAGUUUACAGAGAAGUGCAAACAAAGAGGCAACGAAUAAACUACCUACAUCACCUGAGAAUAUGAAUAGUGUUAGACAGAUAACAGAAACAACAGAAAAUAAAUUGAGUCAGGUUGUAGAACAUCACAAUGACUUACAAUCAACAAAAAAAAAAUCUUCCAGCCAAACCUGUGAUAAUUCAAGUCUGACAUCAGAUGUUAAGGUGUCUAGAAAGGAACAAAUUCAGACUGAACGUGUGACCUCUCCAUCUUCCCAAGAACUGCAAAUGCUGCAAUCUGAGCAGUUUGAAACUUCUCACAUGUUUGAAACUAAAAGUGUUGAUUAUUUGGAGAGCCAAACAGGUGAAUCUAAAGAUGGACAAGCUGUAUUGAAUAAAUUAAUUUUACCAGCAAGGAGAUCGUUAAAAGGAAGGAAGGAAACAAACAAAAUUGGUUCAAAAGAAUGUCUAAUGACAAUGAAUGCCACACCAAAUAAGAGCGGAUGUUUAGUUGAAUGCAUAGAGGAAGUAAGCAAAAUGGUUUCAACCAGGAAAUCUUUAGCAAAGAAGGAAUCUAAUGAUGUUGAUGUGCAGAUGUCAGUUGCAUUGAACAAGACCACACCAGAUGAGAAAGAAUCUCCCCAAGAGUCAAUUAAAGAAGUAACUGUGUUGAAGCCACAGGCGCGGAGAUUGUUGAAAGAAAAGGAUGAAAUACAACCAAUUGAGUCCGAAGAAUUGUCUACCUCAAUAAAAAGGAAGAAAGUUCACAGUCUGAUAACUGAUGAGAAAAUAUCGCUUAGAUCAAAUAAAGCCAUGCCAGGGAAAAAAGAGUCUCCCCGAGAGCAAAUAGAGGAAAUAAAUGUGUUGAAAUCGCAGGCAAGGAGAUUAUUGAAAGAGAAGAAUGAAAUUCCACAGGUUGAAUCAAAGCAACUGUCUGCCUCAACAAAAGGAAAGCAAAUCUGCAACAAUCAAGAUGUUGAUGUGAAAAUGUCACUUAGAUCAAAUAAUACUACUCCAGGCAAAGGAGAUGCACUCCUUGAUCAAAUUGAGGAAGUAACUGUGUUGAAUGGGAAGAAUGAAAUUCAAAAUAUUCUCAAUGUUCAAUUGAAAGAAUUGCCAAGCAACAAUGCCACACCAAUUAGAAAUGAUUGUCCAUGUAAAGAUGAGGAGUUGAACGAGCUAUUUUCACCAUUAAUUCAAUCAUUGAGAGGGAAGAAGAUAGUUCAAAAUGUCAACAGCACUGAAGACAAGACAGAAGCCCAAAAUAUUCAAGACAAUGAAGUAACAGACCCUUCUACUUCAGCAAAGACCUACAGGCGAGAUAAAAGACAAAUUCCAGUGUUACAAGUUGAAGAGAUGGUGCACAAAAAUUCAAGGAAGAGACUUCAAAGAAGAAAGGUGGAAACUGAAAUUAUCCAAGUUACAGAACUGAAAAAUUCGGCUAUAGCAAUGACCUCAAAAGAUGAGAAGGAAACUCAAUGCAUACAAAAUGAAAAAUUAGACAAUUCACCUUUGAACCUAGCAAUGCAUGAAACUAGUAACGUCCAAAAUGUCGAAUUAACGAUGACGAAAAAUGAAUGUGCAUCAUCAAAAACUUCUGUAAACGGCAAGGAGGUUAAAGACCUUCCAGUUGAAGAUCCUGAAGUGCUUAUUUCAAAAGGAAGAUCACAGAGAAGGAAGAAUUCUAAUGUUGAAGAACCUGAGGGACAAAAGCAACUUGGAACAACAGAUGGGUACACAAGGAGGAGAGGAACUCGCUGUACACGUGCUGAAAUCUUAAAGGACUCAAAUGUCUUACAGGAUAAUUUAAGAAAUGAGGAAGUGGUAGAUAAAGAAAAUGGAGUUAACUCUGCAAAUCUAAAAUUACUUGAAAAAGACCUGGCUUGUUCCAAAUCCAGGUCCACACGAGGAAAGAGAGGACCCCAGGAUUUUCUUUUGGAAGAAGUUGGACAGGAAUCUGCUCUGGCAAAGAAAUUGCGAAAAGAAGAACUUGAUGAAGCACUAUUAAAGAAAAAUGUACACUGGGAUUCUAACAUUACAUCUGCCAAAUUAGAUGGUACAGUAGAGAUGUUGCAAGAUACAUUUAAGAGAACAGAGCUUCCUGUACUUGAAAGACGGUCACGAAGAGGAAAAUCUGCAAAAGAAGUAAAUUCACAAACUUCGUUGGAGUCAAUAAAAAUACCAGAUAAAGUAGUACCUGAGCGUGCAAGCAACAAAGUAAUUGCUGAUGCAUGUGUAAUUCCUGAAUCACCUGAACAGAAAGGAAGGCCAAAAAGGGGAAAAGCUAAUGUUUUGUGUGAAUCAAAGGCAUUUACUAAAGAUAAAUAUGAAAAUGCUAAGGACGAAAUGUCUGCAACAAGAGAGACCAGUCAACAUAGUGAAUCAGUCUUAAAGCCAUCACCUACAUCAAUAAGAAGAGCACUAAGAGGAAACACUAGACAGAAAGUAACUCAAAUUGAGGAAGAAAAUGUAAAAGAAUUGCCAUCUAGAAAAUCAAAAAGAAACCUAGCAGCGCAGAAAUUAAUCACAACUAAUGAUGAAGAGCAACAUGUUCUGGUCAGUGGGACCUCCAGGAAAGAAGAACUUAAAAUGGCUAUGGAUUCAUCUAAGGCAAAGGUGAGAGAUGUGCAAGCUGCUAAACAAACUGCGAAUAAAUGUGAAAGUAUUAAUGAAGCAGCAAAAGCCUUUGAAUUGAUGAGUGAUGCUAAGAAAACUGAUACAGUAUUGUCAGGUGAAUGUGAAAUCAAAGAAAACACUCGACCCAAGAGAGGUGUUAGAAAGGGAAGAUCUGCAAAAGAGAUUGAAACAAAAAUUGAAGUGGAAAAUGCAGUUUUUGAAGCUGCAGAACAACUGAAUUUGUCGAAGACAACUUCAAAAGAAGCAACUCAAACUGAGGAAGGUACUCAGGGAAAAAAGUCUUUUGACAAAAAGCUGCAUAAGCCAGUUACUAACGUAAACAACAAAACAAAAAAUGUUAAGAAAGAUGCUCUAUCUGUUGAGCAAGCAUUUUCAGAUGAAGGGCCACAAAUUGAAGAAGCGGUUGAUCCUGUUCUCGGAAAGGGUGGCCGUGGAAGGGUUAAAAGAAGCACUUCAGCUGUUAUCAGUCAGGAGAUGAGCGUAAAUGCAACUGGAAAGAAACAAGUCACAGUAAAUUCAGCUACUGAAUCUGAAAAGACCAAGACAGCCAGAAGAGGACGAAACAAUGACAAGGAAACUGCUAAUAUGAUUGUUCAAGUAGACAAAAAUGAAUUAAUAGAUAAACGGAGGAGACCUAAUGUUGAAAUGCGAACAAAUGGUGCUGAGGUUAUGCAUUCCAGGAAAGAUGAGCUGGAAGAUGAUGGCAAAGCACAAGAUCCCAGCUUCCAGUUAGUGGAAUCUGCAAAAUCAGCUCGGAGAGUUACGAGGGCAAACAAAUCUUGUGCGCCUGCAGCAAUAGAACCAAUUUCAGAUCAGUUAGUUGUUAGUGCUUCACUUCAGCCAGCACCUUCAUGUUCAUCAAAAAGAACCCUCAGAGGAAAGCGUGCUAUUACAGAAACUACCGAUUUAUCUCCCAAAAAAUCAAAAAUUGAAACAGUGACUAGAAAUGUAAGAAACCAAGGCAGAAAAAUAGGCAAAAGGGAUGGUUCCCCAAAAAUCGAACUUGCUGCCAUGCCACAACCAGCUAAGCCAAUGGGGCGUUCUACUAGAUCUCGAAAAUAGAAAAACCCCUGCAUCCAGUCAUAUUCUUGUCAUGUAUUUGCAUUUAGAUUUCAGAAAUUGUUUUACAAUGGCUUUUUGAUUUUACUUUUGGAAAGGUUGAGCUUUUACUUUUACGGUAUAAUUUGUUCAGCAAGUUGCUUCUAGUGCUUGAUGGGAAAAGAAAAUAUAUUAAUGCUAUAUUGAAAUUUUAGUAGAAGAGCCAAUAUUUUUAUGAUUUUUAUAAGUCUGUAAUUUGUGGGAGGAAAUAUAAAGCAAUUAUUGUUGGAGGGAAGUACUCAUUGUGAUAUGGAAAAUUUUAUUUUUUCUGUAUCUGCAUCAACGAUUUGGAUUGUAUGUUGGCAUAAAUUGUAUUUUAUACUCAAA